Molecule: messenger RNA, 1318 nt
Organism: Ciona intestinalis (vase tunicate)
Lineage: Eukaryota; Metazoa; Chordata; Ascidiacea; Phlebobranchia; Cionidae
Source: RefSeq, a predicted model, not a curated record
GCUUGAAUUUACUGUUUCGUUUGAAAAAAAGUUAAAAAUGAAAAGUUUAUACUGUUGCGGAGGUACAGUUAUUAAUAAAGUAAGAAUGACUGAAAGAAUUAAAGCAGUUUUAUCUAGAAAUGUGUUUCUUGAAAUUUAGUUUUUGCAAUUUUUAAGAUCCUAAAAAAUAUUUUUUAUGCUCCUACAAAUAAGUUUUAAUGCAUAUAUCUGAUGUACACAGUAACAAAAAAAACGAGGGAACUUAUUCUAACAAUAUUGUUGUCCAUUUAUAACGAUGCAUUUUUUUAAAAGUUUCUGUUGAAUGUUUGUAGUAAAUAGAAAUUAGUUGCAAAUAGUUAGAAUCUAAUUUUAACAUGGAUGGCCCAAGAAACAUGACUGGAUUAUACCUUGGAGGGUUUAUCCAAGAAGGUUACCUUCCACCCCGAGAACGUAAAUCUACAAUCCCUUCAACAUUAUAUAGAGGACAUGUCGUUAAAUUGGCCAGAGCUCCAAACUCCAACCCACACAGGAGCUCUGUAGGCCGAUACCCAAUGCAUAGUUUGAACUCUGGUUUUGCUGGCUCACAAGUUCCUAUCAAAGACCAAAUGAACUUUAAAUUCCCAAGAGAUCUUCAAAGAUACAAGAAAUAUAAAGCGAGGGGAAAAUGGUGCAACCAUCCAAUGUCCAUUGAGAUACGAAAAGUUGCCGGGGCUGGUACAUCUGGCAGUUACCUUGCUGAAUGCAUUCUAAGGGAGGGUAGCAAGUCAGCUCAUCGUAACUCUGCAAAAGCAAAUCACUUUGUUGUGUCGCAAACCCCAAAUGCAACAACGAGCAAUAUAUACGGGGUAUCAGCCUCCCCUGCGUUUCGCGACAAGGAUGAAGAGAAGUUUUAUCAAUCAAUGUACGAUGAGAUUCAUCAAGUUGUGUCUGGCCAACAACAUUCAAUGCAACAUAAUCAACAUAAACUUCAACGGAUUCUCCUCAACCAGUUGGAUCUCGGGUUAAGACCAGACGUUUCAUCAUUUUGUUGCACGACACCAAUCAACUUAACCUCAUCCACCAGAGUAUCGCCCGCGCAUCAGAAAAGAGUAUCCACUUCAUAUGGUUUCCCUGUAAGACAUACGCCAUCCACACCAAUAAGAAGGCCUCACACAACGGCUGCUGCUCCAAUCAAAGAAACCAAAUCCCUUCUCCUACCUGUUCCCUUUGUAUCUUCGCACCCCAUAGCCGUCCCCCAACCCCGCCCCUAGACCCCAGGAACCAAUUCGUUUUGAUCCUGUAAGUCCAUGGAGAUCGCAACUAAGGAGUCUUACUCCUUAUAUGAUGAGAGCUAAAGCAG